Messenger RNA from Elephantulus edwardii (Cape elephant shrew), 654 nucleotides. RefSeq names its product RPA interacting protein (gene RPAIN). Gene Ontology annotation, cellular component: nucleus; PML body. The transcript has 7 exons. NCBI's taxonomy places the organism in Eukaryota, Metazoa, Chordata, Mammalia, Macroscelidea, Macroscelididae. The record is from RefSeq and is a predicted model, not a curated record. Gene Ontology annotation, biological process: protein import into nucleus. The coding region runs from base 1 to 654 and encodes 217 amino acids.
AUGGCUGAGUCCUCGCAAUCUCCUCACCGCUCGCUCUACAAAGUGAUGGGUUCCCCGUCUUGGAAAGAGGCUUUCAGGCAGGGAUGCCUGGAAAGAAUGAAAAACAGCCGGGACAGGCUGCUGAACAAGUACCGCCAGUCUGGAUGCACUAUGCCAGGAAGACCUAAAAAUAUCCUUCUAGUGCAAGAGGUGAUGGAAGAGGAAUGGAAUGCUUUGAGAGCAGUGGACAGUGAUCCAGAGGCUCAGGUGGAGGAGCCAGUGGACCUGGCCAUAUUUGAGGAAAUCCAGCAGGAGCUGAUUGACCAAGAACAGUCCAUCAUCAGUGAGUAUGAGAAGAGCUUGCAGUUUGAUGAACAGUGUCUGAGCACCAUGCUGGCUGAGUGGGAAGCAAACCCCCUCAUCUGUCCCGUGUGCACAAAGUACAACCUGAGAAUAACAGGCGGUGUGGUUACGUGCCAGUGUGGCUUGUACAUCCCCUCUCAUUCUCCAGGACUGACAGAGCAGCAGCUCCGAGCUUUCUUAGAAGACUGUGUCCAUGACCACAGUAUACACUGUCCCCACACACCUGCAUUUUCAGUCACUGAGGAAACAGAGGAGAAGCCCACGCUGCUCAUGAGCUGUCUGGCUUGUGAUACUUGGGCUGUCAUCCUGUAG